CCCCAUUACUUUUGUUGUCACUGGAAAACUUCCAGCAAAAUUAAUGAAUAUUUUUUGCACUAAAGAGAUAAAAGAAUAUAUAUGUUCAACACACUAUGUCCAAUCUGACGAUAGAUUACAGCUACUGCAAGUUGGAUGCGCGUAUUAAAUAUAAAUUAAAGAAAACAAAAAGUCAUAGUCAUCUACUUUAUGCAUUAUAACAUGGCAUAUAAUAGUCAGAUGAUUAGCUGGUGUUUGAUGUAACAUUAUGACUUCUUCUUCGUCUUCGUUCUCCGGAUAAAUAUUAGCAGUUUAGCACUAUAUUUUCUUUUCCUAAAUCCUAUCACGUCAAUUAGGACUUCCUUUCUUUCUACAAAUUAUAGUGAUAAUAACUAAUAACAACAUGAGAUGGUUUUCGACGUUGGCUAGGAGCUUCACGGUGAGGAGGCAGAGGCCAACUCUGGUUCGUCCGGCGAGGCCGACGCCACACGAAACUAAACUAUUAGCCGACGUGGAUGAUCAGCAAGGUCUCUGCACUCACUUGUCCCUCUUGCAUUUCUACAGUAAAAGAAAAUGGAUAAGUGAUGAUAAUAUCAUUGCCAAGGAAGACGACCCAGUGAAGGUCAUUAAAGCGGCUCUGGCGGAGACUUUAGUGUUUUACUACCCGUUCGCAGGGCGGCUUAGAGAAGUUGGGCCUCAAAAGAAGCUGGCGGUGGAAUGCACUGGGGAAGGUGCCUUAUUCAUUGAGGCAAACGCUGAUUUGGGAUUGGAAGAGUUGGCGGAGGAGCUACAUCCACCAUUUCCUUGCUUGGAGGAACUAUUGUUUAAUGUUCCAGGCUCCGAUGCUAUUCUCCAUUCACCUUUGCUUCUUAUCCAGGUGACGAAAUUCCGAUGCGGCGGAUUCGCCUUUGGCCUCCGCUUCAACCACACCAUGACCGAUGGCAUUGGAUUGGUUCAAUUUCAAAAGGCCCUGGCGGAAAUAGCUAGAGGGGCCUCUGCUCCAUCUGUAAACCCGGUGUGGGAAAGGGAACUCCUGGUCGCGGAAAACCCGUCUUCCAGUGCACCUCCUAGUGUACUACACGAAACCGAUGUCGUAGCAAACACAAUAAGAACCUUAAUAAUACCCCACCACUUAGACCACUUGGUCCAUCGAUGCUUGUUUUUGGGCCAAACUGAGAUCUCUGCAAUCCGGGCUUCUCUCCCAGCUCACCUUCAAAGUAAGUGCUCCACGUUUGAAAUCCUCACAGCCGCUAUCUGGCGAUGUCGUACGGUCGCCCUCAAACCCGACUCAGAUGAGCAAGUGGCACUGCUUUACGCAGUGAAUGCCCGUCAACUGUUUGAUCCGCCUCUACCACAAGGGUACUAUGGGAACGUCGUGAAGACAGCCAUGGUGCGGACAACCGCCAGAAAGAUGAUCGCCGACAACUCGUUCGAGCACGCCGUGAAGCUGGUGAUGCAGUCCAAGGUUGAGUCCAGGAAGAUGUCCAUUAAGUCGGCCUCCGACAUGGUACUUCCGGACACGCCGCCUAUCAUCUCAUUGGCAUCGUUUUAUGCGGUUUCAGACGCGAGAAGGAUGGGUUUCGAUGAGGUGGAUUUUGGGUGGGGCAGACCCGUUUUCGCUGGGCCGGUCAAGAACUAUAUCCCCGGCUUGUCUACAUUUUAUAUCCGGGCGAGAAAUCUUAAAGGACAACAUGGUGUCGUGGUUCCAAUUGACUUGCCCGAGUUUGCCAUGGAAAAUUUUUUCCACGAGAUAGAAACAAUGGUUACAAGUGUCAACUAAUUAAGGGGUGACGGUAAUUUGAUCAAUGAACAUCAUUCAAUGCCCGUGAUUUUUCUUUCUUUUUUUUUUGUGAACUUUUUUAUUCUGUGUUUUGAAAAUCGGACCGGACUGGGCGGUCGAACUGGUUCAACUAGAAAUUUGAGGCCUUUCCGGUCCGAUUUUAAUUAAUAACCGGUAGAGUUAAAAACUGGUCAAACUCGAUCAAACCCGGAUAAAACCGCGGUUUGACCGGGAACCGGUACCGAUUAAACCGAAAUUUGAUAUUUUGAAAAAAACUUAUUUUUUACAUAUUUUUUAUAGUCAAUUUUUUAAAUACAAGAUAUAAUAAUAGUAUAAAUAUCAAUGAACAAUUUUAUCUUCAGAUAAAUUUGUACCAUUCAUCGUUUUAUAAUUGUAUUAAAAUUUUGCAUGAAUUAUGUAUUGAUGGUAGAGAUAUAAUCACAGAGAUGAAGAUGAUUAAAAGAAAUUUAUAAGAACAAUAAAUUUUACAAUAUACACACAUUAUUAUAUUAUUUAACAAUAUGC
Oldenlandia corymbosa var. corymbosa is the source of this 2284-nucleotide messenger RNA. NCBI's taxonomy places the organism in Eukaryota, Viridiplantae, Streptophyta, Magnoliopsida, Gentianales, Rubiaceae. The record is from the annotation of a GenBank genome assembly.